AUAUAGGUGCAGAUCAUGGGUGGCAAUGUUGAGAAUCCUGUAAACUGUAGGGUUCAAUUUGUUAGAGACCUUUUGGUUUUUGGCCAAUUCUGUGUUGCAGAACAAAAGAGAAGCAAAGGCUUUAGAUUCCCAUCGCCAAAACUCACUCUUCACCAAAAUCGCAGCCCAAAACGAAUCGUGAAAAUGGCCCAGACUGCCCAAAACCCGGUGAAGCAGCAAUUGAAAAUCGUUGUACCCAACAAACAUGGUGAAAAACUUGUGGGCUUAUUACAUGACACAGGUUCUGGGGAGAUUGUAAUCUUAUGUCAUGGUUUUCGAUCCUCAAAGGAGACAACUAGUAUUGCAAACAUUGCUGUUGCAUUGGAGAAUGAAGGAAUUAGCUCCUUCCGUUUUGACUUUGCUGGAAAUGGGGAAAGUGAAGGUACCUUUCAGUAUGGUCAUUAUCGUAGAGAGGCCGAUGACUUGCAUGCUGUAGUCCAACACUUCUAUGGGGCAAAUCGUGUACCAAGUGCAAUCCUUGGGCACAGUAAAGGAGGUAAUGUUGUGCUCCUAUAUGCUUCCAAGUAUCAUAACAUUCCUACCGUUGUCAAUGUUUCUGGGCGUUAUGAUAUGAAGAGAGGCAUUAAAGAACGCUUGGGAGAUGACUUUAUGCAAACAAUCAAGAAGGAAGGAUUCAUUGAUGUUCAGAAUAAGAGAGGAAGUUAUCGUGUGACUGAGGAAAGUUUGAUGGAUCGCCUAAGUACAGAUAUGCAUGAAGCAUGCCUUCAGAUUGACAAAGAUUGUCGGGUGUUAACUGCCCACGGGUCUGCUGAUGAAAUCAUCGGUGUUGAAGAUGCAUUAGAGUUUGACAAGAUUAUACCUAACCACAAAUUACAUAUCAUAGAGGGAGCUAACCAUAACUACAGCUCACAUCAAGCCGAGUUGGCAUCAGUUGUUGUGGACUUCAUAAAGACAUGUCUGCAGCAGGACAAGGCUACUGCUUAGUUGGUCCUUCUACACCAAUAAGUAUACUACUUGCCUGGUGGUUGGUUCUUUCGAUCCGCUGAAGUGAUAACAAAGUCGGUCAUUUCAGUUUCUAAUAUCGACUAUUGAGGGACUUACCUCGACGUCCAUAACUUGGUCGGCCGAAUUGGUGCCGUGCCGGAGAAAUGAGAUACUUUGUGACCUCAAUUAUGGUUAAAAUUACAAUCUAAUUGUGUAUGCAAAUCAAUGUUAUAGGGAUUGUCUUAUAAACGUCACACAUCAGUUAACAAACAAUA
Molecule: messenger RNA, 1259 nt
Organism: Rosa rugosa (rugosa rose)
Lineage: Eukaryota; Viridiplantae; Streptophyta; Magnoliopsida; Rosales; Rosaceae
Exons: 10
Coding region: 16-984 (322 amino acids)
Cellular component (GO): cytosol
Source: RefSeq, a predicted model, not a curated record